Molecule: messenger RNA, 7117 nt
Organism: Labrus mixtus (cuckoo wrasse)
Lineage: Eukaryota; Metazoa; Chordata; Actinopteri; Labriformes; Labridae
Gene: atp2b1a
Product: ATPase plasma membrane Ca2+ transporting 1a
Exons: 22
Coding region: 426-4268 (1280 amino acids)
Biological process (GO): calcium ion transmembrane transport; regulation of cytosolic calcium ion concentration
Cellular component (GO): membrane; intracellular membrane-bounded organelle
Molecular function (GO): PDZ domain binding; P-type calcium transporter activity; ATP binding
Source: RefSeq, a predicted model, not a curated record
UCGGCCGCGGAUGGAGACUUUGGUUGUGGUUGUGACAGCGCAGUGGGCGGGAUUUUACCUCAGAUCAGGGGAGAGAGUCUAGUCUUUGGUGAGACUGAGGGGGGAGUUAUCGGGAGAAAGGGACCCGGGGAGCUCUUCAGAGAACGGAACCUGCAUGCAUGGUGACCUCCACCUCUGUGGGUGAUCCUCAGUCACCAUGAAAGACUAGGAACUCAGCUCUCCGAGGGAAAUGGCCCGUUUUGUAAUACCCCUGCCCUGCUACCCGGCGCAUGACUCCAGCUGCCUCUGAAGGGCCCGUCAGCUGUUUUAUGGGAACUACCACUGUGCUUGCACCCUUGAGGAUUUAAGCUUUUCCAGGAACACUUUUUUUUUUUCUUUUACCCCCACUGUUGAGCUGAAGCAGAGAGUGGGGAGGUGUCGAGACAAUGGCGAACAACUCGUACAGCGGGGUGAAGAACUCCAUGGUGGAGGCCAACCACGAUGGAGACUUUGGCUGCACGCUCAAAGAACUGCGCUCCCUUAUGGAACUGAGAGGCGCAGAGGCGCUAAGCAAAAUCGGGGAAUCUUUUGAUGAUAGUCAAGGACUCUGCCAGCGGUUAAAAACAUCACCUAUAGAUGGUCUAAGUGGACAGCCCGCAGACAUCGAGAAGCGGAAAACAGUGUUUGGGCAAAAUUUAAUACCGCCCAAAAAACCCAAAACUUUUUUACAGUUAGUGUGGGAGGCGCUACAGGAUGUCACACUGAUUAUCUUAGAAGUGGCAGCCAUAGUUUCACUAGGCCUUUCUUUUUAUAGACCUCCAGAUGCCGAAAGAGAACACUGUGGAAGGGCAGCUGGCGGUGUGGAGGAUGAAAAUGAGUCGGAAGCAGGCUGGAUCGAGGGCGCCGCCAUUCUUCUGUCAGUAAUCUGUGUGGUGCUGGUGACGGCGUUCAACGACUGGAGUAAAGAGAAGCAGUUCAGGGGCCUCCAGAGCCGCAUCGAGCAGGAGCAGAAAUUUACCGUCGUCCGUGGAGGACAAGUCAUCCAAAUUCCUGUGGCUGAGAUCGUGGUGGGCGACAUUGCACAAAUAAAAUAUGGUGACCUUUUGCCCGCUGACGGAGUCCUCCUCCAAGGCAAUGACCUGAAGAUCGAUGAGAGCUCACUCACAGGAGAGUCAGACCAUGUCAAGAAAACACAUGGAAAAGAUCCUAUGCUGUUAUCAGGCACCCAUGUAAUGGAAGGCUCAGGGAAAAUGGUGGUCACUGCUGUGGGUGUCAACUCUCAAACUGGAAUUAUCUUCACUUUACUUGGGACCGCUGAGGAGGACGAAGAGGAUGAGGAGGAGAAGAAAAAGGAGAAGGAGGAGAAGAAGAAACAGAGAAAAAACAAGAAGCAGGAUGGGUCUGUUGAAAAUCGUAAGAAAGCUAAAGCACAGGAUGGCGCUGCGAUGGAAAUGCAGCCUCUGAACAGCGACGAGGGAGCUGAUGCGGAGGAGAAGAAGAAAUCCAACCUGCCAAAGAAAGAGAAGUCUGUUCUCCAGGGCAAACUGACCAAACUAGCUGUUCAAAUUGGCAAAGCAGGAUUGGUUAUGUCAGCAAUCACCGUUAUCAUCCUGGUGGUGCUGUUUGUAGUCGACACCUUCUGGAUCCAGAACCUGCCCUGGGUCAAGGACUGCACCCCCGUUUACAUCCAGUUCUUUGUGAAAUUCUUUAUCAUUGGGGUCACUGUUCUGGUGGUGGCUGUCCCUGAGGGCCUGCCUCUCGCUGUAACGAUCUCCCUGGCGUAUUCUGUUAAGAAAAUGAUGAAAGAUAACAACUUAGUGCGACACUUGGACGCUUGUGAGACUAUGGGCAACGCUACGGCCAUCUGCUCUGAUAAAACGGGCACGCUCACCAUGAACCGCAUGACUGUGGUGCAGGCCUACCUCGCUGAGAAGCACUACAGGAAAGUCCCCGAACCAGAGAACAUCCCCUCCUCCAUUUUAGACAUGCUGAUUCUGGGCAUCGCCGUCAACUGCGCCUACACUACAAAGAUCAUGCCUCCAGAGAAAGAAGGCGGCCUUCCUCGACAGGUGGGCAACAAGACCGAAUGUGCCUUGCUUGGCUUUUCUAAAGAUCUAAAGCGGGACUACCAGGCUAUUCGGAAUGAAAUUCCUGAAGAGAAACUAUACAAAGUCUACACCUUCAACUCAGUGAGGAAGUCAAUGAGCUCUGUGUUGAAAAUGGCUGACGGCAGCUACCGUAUGUUCAGCAAAGGGGCGUCAGAAAUUCUCCUAAAAAAGUGCUAUAAAAUCCAGACGGCAAACGGUGAGUCGAAGGUGUUUCGCCCGCGUGACAGAGACGACAUGGUGAAGAAAGUGAUCGAGCCCAUGGCCUCAGAGGGCCUGAGGACCAUCUGCCUUGCAUACAGGGACUUCCCUGUCUCUGAGGGGGAGCCUGACUGGGACAAUGAGAAUGAUAUCCUCUCUGGACUGACCUGCCUCUGUGUGGUGGGCAUCGAAGACCCUGUGAGACCUGAGGUGCCCGAUGCCAUCAAGAAGUGCCAGCGUGCCGGCAUCACGGUGCGGAUGGUGACCGGUGACAACAUCAACACGGCUCGAGCCAUCGCCACCAAGUGCGGCAUCCUGCUGCCCGGAGAUGACUUCAUCUGUAUCGAAGGGAAAGAAUUCAACCGCAGGAUACGCAAUGAGAAAGGAGAGAUCGAACAAGAGCGCAUCGACAAGAUCUGGCCCAAACUACGAGUGCUGGCUCGCUCUUCCCCCACAGACAAACACACACUAGUGAAAGGUAUAAUUGACAGCACAGUCCUAGAACAGAGACAAGUAGUAGCAGUAACAGGAGACGGCACCAAUGACGGUCCUGCCUUGAAGAAAGCUGACGUUGGCUUUGCCAUGGGUAUCGCUGGCACAGAUGUAGCCAAGGAGGCCUCUGACAUCAUCCUGACUGACGACAACUUUUCCAGCAUCGUCAAAGCCGUCAUGUGGGGACGAAACGUCUACGACAGCAUCUCCAAGUUCCUCCAAUUUCAGCUGACUGUCAACGUGGUGGCCGUCAUCGUAGCGUUUACAGGAGCCUGCAUCACACAGGACUCCCCGCUCAAAGCAGUACAGAUGUUAUGGGUCAACCUCAUCAUGGACACCUUCGCUUCACUCGCCCUGGCCACAGAGCCCCCCACAGAAGCCCUGCUGCUGAGGAAGCCAUAUGGCCGCAACAAGCCGCUCAUCUCCCGCACCAUGAUGAAGAACAUCCUGGGUCAGGGAGUGUACCAGCUGGUCAUCAUCUUUACUCUGCUCUUUGCUGGGGAGAAAAUUUUUGACAUCGACAGCGGCAGGAAUACACCCCUCCAUGCCCCGCCGUCUGAACACUACACCGUCGUCUUCAACACCUUUGUGUUGAUGCAGCUUUUCAACGAGAUCAACGCCCGCAAGAUCCACGGGGAAAGGAAUGUCUUUGAAGGCAUCUUCAACAACCUCAUCUUCUGCAGUAUCGUCUUUGGUACCUUCAUUAUCCAGAUCGUCAUUGUGCAGUUUGGAGGGAAGCCGUUCAGCUGUGUGGCUCUGACCGUCGACCAGUGGCUGUGGUGCACUUUCUUAGGCUUUGGCUCUUUACUAUGGGGACAGGUAAUCUCCUCGAUACCCACCAGCCGCUUAAAAUUCUUGAAAACGGCGGGUCACGGCACGCAGAAGGAGGAGAUCCCAGACGAGGAGUUGGACGAGCUGGAUGACAUGGAAGAGAUCGACCACGCCGAACGAGAGCUUCGCCGGGGACAGAUCCUCUGGUUCAGGGGCCUCAAUCGCAUCCAGACUCAGAUGGAUGUAGUGAGUGCGUUCCAGAGUGGAACUUCCUUUCAGGGGGCUCUAAGGCGGCAGGCCUCCAACUCCAGCCAACAACAGCACGAUAUCCGGGUGGUGAAUGCAUUCCGCAGCUCCAUCUCCCUCUAUGAGGGGCUGGAGAAGCCCGAGUCGCGAUCAUCCAUCCACAACUUCAUGACCCACCCUGAGUUCCGGAUAGAGGACUCUGAGCCCCAUAUUCCCCUCAUAGACGACACCGACGCCGAGGACGACGCCCCAACCAAGCGCAACUCGGCAAGCCCCCGCAACACCACACCCACGCCGCCCUCACCCACACUCACUCCUACCGCCAUCUCUACCCCAAUCGUGCCGGUGUCACCCUCCCCAAACCAGAACAAUAACGCUGUGGAGAGCAGCAACCACCUCCUCCCAGAGGGCCCCAAAUCAGGAACCCCCUCAGCCCCGGGGAGCCCCCUACACAGCCUGGAGACCUCCCUUUGAUCUGACCCCUGACCUCCACACGACGACGUCACCACCACCUUUCUGCCCGUCACCAAGGAGCUCGACUCGGACGCAGCGAACGAAAGGAGUGAACACUCAGAGGAGAGAGGGAGAGGCCGGGAGGAGAGCAGGGUCCUGUGUGAGCUCAGCUCGGGCCGGACUAUGAGAACAGCAAACAUUCAGAGGAAUGUGCGGCUUGGUGUGGAUGCUUUGGUCUUCUUUUAUUUUUGGUUCUUAUGAAAACCCCCGCUGCAACACGAGGACUCUGUCUCCACCCCUCCCUCCUUUUUGUUUUUCUCGGUAAACAAGGGGUGAUUAUAAACUCAGAUUGAAAGUGACCUGUUUUUAUUAUUCUAUUGUUAUUAUUAUUAUUAUUAUUUGAAUUGAGAAGGGGAGGAGCUCCUCCUGGCUUGAAGAUCGUCUGUAAGAAUUCAGAAAGAACCUUUUAGCUUCUCUUUUAUCUGAAUGGUGUUGUAUAUUUAUCUCUUUGGCCCUUUGCUCAUUCAAAACUUAUUUCUGCUCCAUUGGCUGUUAAUAUUUUGAGUUAUUUAUGUUUUUUGGAAAAAGCAGGUCUGUUUACAAAGUUUGUAGAUACUUUUUUUCUGUUUGUAGGCAAAUGAGCUUCCUGAUGUAUGAUGCAGAAAACUGGGACAGAAUAAAAAAAUGAAUGAGAGGAUUAUUUCAGAUACUGCUGUAUUUUCAGGAAUAAGGGUGUUUCUAUUGAAACUUAACUAUUUUUGCCUGCAAGUUUUAUUUGUUAUAUAUUUGUAGAUAAAUGUAGAACCUUCUAGGCAAACCGAUAAACACUAAGGCUUGUGUAGAAAAGAGGUCCAGGGUCCGGGGCGCGGCAUUUUCACAGGAACACAGGGACGGGAAAGACGAUUGGGGCCUCUGUCCACUAACAUUGCUAUAAAUAUAUUUACUUCUUCCAUUUCUUCGAUAGUUUUCAUGUGCACAAAAACCUUCUGGAGUUCUGGAUUCUCUUUUCAUUCAUUAUGUUGUGUUCAAGGAUUUCCACAUGUUGAAAGGUUCACUCAUUAAAAGGGAGUUGAAAACACAUCUGGCACCAUAUUUAGCAAGCAUGUCGGGAUGUCGAAUCGUGCUGGACCAGGAAACAAAGUCUUACCUCAGAGGCGGGCGUGAUGUGUGAAUGAUGUCGCUUUUAGCACAACGUAGAAGCCCCUUCUUUAGAUGUCUGAGGUUUCUAUCGUGUUUGGCCUGCUUCUUGUAGUAUUUAAUAUUAGUUCCAUUAGAACAGGCUAACUGAGAUUAGCUGAAAAAAUGACACCGCUACAAGCUACAAGCUCUUUUUUUUUUUUUUUUUGCACGUUACAGCUAAAAUGUUUUUGCCAAAGUCAUAAAAUCACAAAAACAUUUGAGUUGAUCACUUCUUUAAUGGCUGAAUCUCGCCUUGUGUUGUGAGCCGAUCUAUUAUUACACAAUAAGUUUAUUUGGACUAAACGUGACUGUGCCUUGGCUACAAUAACAAUUUAGCUAACGCCACUGGCAGGUAAAUGUUGCUCCUCCGGCUGAAAGCCUCAUUCUGAUCAUCCUGAAGGAGGUUCUCUUUGAAUGCUUGUUAAAUAUGGACCCUGGUUAUCAGUUGGUGUUUUUUAAAUUAGCUGCAUUUUCAUGCAACUUUAGUUCCUUCAACAAAACGUUAGCCCCCUGCCAAUGUACAAUACUGACAUUUGUUUACUCAGGCUUAGUAAAAGUAUUUAAUUUCAAAGGAAUCUAUAGAGAGAAACCCUUUUAACUACAGACUUUGUGUAUUUAGAUAGUAAGCCAUUGUCUUGGUUAAAAAAAACAAAACAAGUGAAUUAUUUUCAUAUUUCAUUCAAUCUUUAAGAUCACGCCUUAGAAAAAAGAAAACGUCAUUUUACUCCUCUGAUUUCUGUUUUUUUUAACAUUUCAGAAUCAUGAACAGAGGGGGGAAAAAAGUCAUGUUCUGUUCUUCAUCCCUGUCCGUCAGACUCCUUUCACCAUGAAUAAAUGUUGCUGCAUUUGAUUUGUUUGUAAGAUAUUUUUGACACCUGAUGUACUGGAAACGCUAAAGAAUUGGACAUGUGCAUUUUUCAAGAAUAAAGACUAGGCAUACACUGGUAUCAAUCUGCACAGGGUACUUUAUUUCAUAGCGUUCCUCGGGGGAAGAAGAAUUUUGAUACAAACCAUGAUAGAGAAAAUGUACCUUUGUAUUUUUAUGACGAUACUGAUGAUACCUUUCAUCGUACUAAACCGAUUUUGGAUGAUUUGACACCAAUCACGUUCUAUGGGGGAGGGUUUUGGCCACUAAAUUGUGUGUUGUUCUGGAAUCUUCAUCUCAGGGUGCAAAUGGUGUGAGAGAGAACAAGACCUCUUUUGAGUUUGUAUAUUUCCACUCUUAAUUCAGCGUUUGGGACGGUGCUUGUCUAUCACACACGAUGACUGGGGCAGCAGGCUGCAGAUUCUUCCUGCAGUCUUCUGGCCGUGCACGGUGGGGAGGGGGGGGGGGGGGGAAGGAAAGUGUAGAUGUUAAAUCAUGACGUUCUCUGAGGGAAAAUAAAGUUCUGUUUAACUUGUUUUACAGACGACAAAAUAGCAGCUAGGAUCGCAUACAAAGUGAGCAAUUGAAAAGACAAGAGGAAUCCACAUGAGGAGUUUGUUCUGUAGCUUCUUCCUGUAACGGGAAUGAAUGUUUUUCCAUCUGUUUUAUGGAUUAUUAUUUUUUUUAUCUUUUAACAUUUGGAAAUAAAAGUACUUCAUGUCUGUUUAUCUUGAGCAUUUUAAAUGGAUAUCGUGAUUGGAUUUACAUUUGAAACUUGUCGAGUAAUGUGUAUGGUUUUUAAAAAUAAAAAAUGUAUUUAGCCUAA